GCAGUUUGACUUGUUGGGUCACUUUACAUAGCAAUGAUCGUCAUCUCAGAAAAAGGGGAAGAAACAAGUAGAGCUAGAAAAACUGGCUGUGCGUCUCACCUCAUCAUUACAAAAGCCAGUCAGGCGGUGUUUAGUAGUCUUUCUGGAGUUUCUCUGCGUUAUUGGAACUAUAAAAUCCACCUUAUCGUCUGCUUAUCAUCCCUUUCUUUUCUAGAAUGUUGCUCCUUGCCUCUUAAAACAGCAGGUGUGUGUGUUUUGCGCAUUUCAACUUGUUGAAUAGCAGCACCCUGCCCUCCGCCAAGCGCUCAGCGUUCAAGGUUCAGGAAGAUAACGAGAGGUGAGAGGCUGACGCAUAGCUCGUGUUGUGUUACCAAAGGAUCAUAUUACAGCAGAGAGCAGGUUGGGUGAAACCAAAGCUGCGUUCACCUCGCUGUGAGUGGAAACAACACAGGAAUUGGGACUGAGAAAAAGGACUUUUAAAGGAGUAAAAAAGACUUGCUUUGUUGUUUGAAGAAGAGCGUUGCCAUGGGUAAGAAGACACUUCACCGUCAGCUGCUUUUGCUGUGUUUGUCGGCGCUUGUUUGCCGCUCCACUUCCUUAGUGUUUUGGACAGCAGUGGUGGAAAUGAGCUACGCUAACAACAACGAGACUGUAGACAAGUACUGCGAGUGUGGUGUUUUCGGUCGCAACUCUGUGGUGGACAAAGCCUCCGGGAUUGUCGUGCUUCCAAGAGGAGACCCUAAAGGCUGUGGCUCAGAUCCCGUCUACGACCGCAACUUCAGCUCACCCCCAUGGAUCGCCCUGGUGAAGCGGGGAAAUUGCACCUUCAGUGAAAAGAUCAACGCUGCCAAGCGGCAAGGAGCAGCUGCUGUGGUGGUGUAUAACGUGGAAGGCAGUGGAAACAGCACCACUCACAUGGCACACGCAGAAGCCGAUGGGAUCGUGGCUAUCAUGGUUGGCAACAUUCAAGGGUCGGAGAUUGUCCGGCUGGUGCAAAACGGGACAGAAGUUCAGCUGCUGAUCGAAGUGGGCAGCCCCCACGGGCCCUGGAUGGACACAUACUGGCUGUAUUUCCUGUCCAUCGCCUUCUUCAUCGUCACCGCGGCCUCGAUCGCCUACUUUGUGUUCAUCUCAGCAAAUCGCCUCUACAACAUGAACCGGCAGAGGCGCACCGAGAGGAAAAUGAAAAACGAGGCCAAAAAAGCCAUCGGGCGCCUCCAGGUCCGCACGCUGAGGCGAGGGGACGAGGAGAUCACCUCCGACUCCCACCUGUGCGCUGUUUGCAUCGAAUCCUACAAGCAAGGCGAUGUGGUGACCGUCCUCACGUGUGACCACAUCUUCCACAAAGCCUGCAUCGAGCCGUGGCUGCUCGACAGGAGAACCUGCCCCAUGUGCAAGAGCGACAUCCUGAAGGCCCUGGGGGUUGAGGAUGAGGCCAAGGAGACUGUGUCUAUAGUACCACCACCAGAUGUCGCUGUGAUCACAGUGGCAGGAGCGGAGAGACUGUAUGAAGUCCCUCUGAAUGACCCAGGCAGCCCCAACCCGGGCCAGAAUCAGCAUUACUAUGACAACGUUGCCUUUGAGCAAGACUCGGAAGCCGCAAGGGGGUGAACGACAGCUAAAGAAUGACAACAACCCAGGAACUCAGUUAAAUUUCUUGUUUUUCUCAGAUAUUGCUCUUACAUUCAUUAAAACCAACAAGUUAAACGGAUCUACAAUGUUUCAAUGAAAUAAUUAACAUGUCUUAUGCUGACAUUGAUUUAAAACAAGAUUCAAAAAACUUUAUUUAAUGGAUCUGAUCUGAAAAGUUCGGAGUAUUUCCUGGAAAAUAAGGAAGUGAUGUUCUGGUGAAGCGCGCUUCAGCUGGUUGUGAUUUUGAUGUCAACACUAAAGAGGGGUGGAGUGACUCUUUGUCACAUUUCUAUUUUGCAUUGGCAAAACAGCCAAUACUCAUUUGGAGUGCUAGUGCUAGAGCAGGACUUUAAUUUAAAAUUGUGGCCAAAUUUCUCUCUGAAUCUCAGACGCCUUUCACAAAACCCAUGAUCAUUUUUGCUGAUUCUGUCUUUCUGCUUCCUGGUUUCAGACUGUGGUGAGGUUUGUUUCCCGCUUUUACCAGGUGAUUGUGAAGUUGUCAGACUGGAUUUGAAAAAAACAAAACACUGCAAUGAACACACCCUUAACAGGAACUGCAGUAAAAACCAUGCAAACAAAAUGACCUGGAGGACUCAGGGUAUUUAAAGGACAUUUUUAAAACAAAAAAACAUUAAAAGUGUGGCCCUUUCUGUGAACUGGGAGUGAAACACCAGGAAGAUGAAUGUUAGCACAACUUUGAACUGAAUGUUUUCCUUCUUUGUAAAUUUGAUAUGCUUAGAUCAGAGCUAUUUUUGAUAGUAAAAAGUAAGACUUUAAAUGUUUAUCUGCAUUUCCAUUCUCAAUUAAGCUCUAAUUGUUUUAAAUGAGCCUGUCUUCCAUGUUGUGGCUUCGGAAUUAUUUGAAAUGUAGUUCAUUUAGUGGUCUACCUCUGAACUGUGUUGUGGUUGAAUUCAUUUAAAUCUAUAGAUUUAGGUGUCCCUUAGAAAGAAAUGUAUAAAAAAAAACAUUAUUAUUAUUUUUGUUUCUUUGUUUGCUGUUGGGGAUACGAAGAAUAUAUGUUGAUUAUGGUACCUAAAAUAUAUUUUUAAAUGUGAAAUCAUUUCCACAUCUUUUUCACAGAUUCCAGGAGUCUUUAAAUUGGACUGUAAAAAAAAACACUAUACGUCACUCUCUGUAUUAAAUCACAUUGAUGUUUGUUAGAAUAUAAUAAAUCCCUCAAAAUGAGGCAAACUUUGGGACA
Molecule: messenger RNA, 2833 nt
Organism: Oryzias latipes (Japanese medaka)
Lineage: Eukaryota; Metazoa; Chordata; Actinopteri; Beloniformes; Adrianichthyidae
Product: E3 ubiquitin-protein ligase RNF128
Source: RefSeq, a predicted model, not a curated record